CCUCGCGUCCUCUUCAUGUCGCCAUGGCAACGCGGGGCCCGGGCCGGCCCGGAUUGGUCGGCUCCCGCGCGCGCGGGGUCUGCUGGGAGAGCACGUCCUCGCCGCAGCUCGGCCCGUUUGAACUUGGCGGGCCUAAUGCGGGCUGUGGGGCGCUGGCGUGUUGCUUCUCCUCCUCCCGGCAUCCGGUUCUCCGCGGACUACAGGCCCGAGUCGCAGUCCUCCUUGGCCUCCUUCUCCGUCCUCAUGACGCGCUCCGACGGGCAGGGGCUGGGGAUGGUGACGACGUCUAACUGUUCGUCGCCGCCGCCUGAGAGCUGCAGCGAUUCCACCAUGUCACUAUUGUCUCCCCUCGGCCACCACAGCUUCACGUUUGACGAGGACCACGGUGAGCGUGAGGAUGAGGAAGACGUGGACGAAGAUGCCUAUGACUCAGAGGCCGAGGUGUUGAGCCUGAGAGGAACAGAGUUACAGGGGUGCGCCAGCAGUAAAGUUGAAUCCGAAGAUAAUCAAGAAGAACAGAAACAGGUGCCCUUACCAGAAAGCAGCCUGACACCAUGGGAGGUGUGGUUUGUUGGCAAAGAAAAAGAAGAACGUGACCGGCUGCAACAGAAAGCUCUAGAGGAAUUAAAUCAACAACUAGAAAAAAGAAAAGAAAUGGAAGAACGUGAAAAAAGAAAGAUAAUUGCUGAAGAAAAGCACAAGGAAUGGGUCCAGAAAAAGAAUGAACAGAAAAGGAAAGAAAGAGAACAAAAAAUGAAUAAAGAAAUGGAGGAAAAAGCAGCAAAGGAACUGGAGAAAGAACAUUUGCAAGAAAAAGCAAAAGAAAAAUAUCAAGAAUGGUUAAAGAAAAAACUUGCUGAAGAAUGUGAGAAGAAGAAGAAAGAAAAGGAAAAAGAAAAACAACGGCAAGCCGAAUUACAGGAGAAAAAGGAAAUUGCCGAAAAAAAAUUUAAGGAAUGGUUGGAAAAUGCAAAAAGUAAACCUCGUCCAUCUGUAAAGAGCUAUGGUUAUGCCAAUGGAAAACUUACAGGUUUUUACAGUGGAAAUUCCUAUCCAGAACCAGCAUUUUAUAAUCCAAUUCCAUGGAAACCAAUUCAUAUACCACCUCCCAAAGAAGCUAAGGAUGUAUCAGGAAAGAAGAGUAAAAGACCUGUGAUAAGUCAGGCACACAGGUCAUCAUCUCUGGUAAUUCAUAAAGCCAGAAGCAAUCUUUGCCUUGGAACUCUGUGCAAAAUGGAAAGAUAGUAUGUAUGGGAAAUACUGUGCUUUUACCGAAAGCUAUUUAAGUUUGAAAUCAAACAUUUUUUUACCUCUCAAUCAGCAAUAUAGUAUUUGGUGUGAAUUAUUGACAUACUAUUUUUUGUAUUUUAUAUGGAGUCUUUAGGGUUAAUUGAGAAAGGUAUUUUUUACAUUUUGGCUUUUCUUUUAAGAUUGAUCUUGGCAUAUUGUUUUGCAUGAUAAGUGAAUGAAUAUCUAACAAUUGUGCUUAUGUUUAGUUUGUAUUAAAACUACACUGUAAUACUCAUAAAAUCAAAGUUUUUUCCUGCAUUAUUUCAUACUCUAUAUUGUUUGCUGAUGUUUGCUGAUGUUUAAGAACAUAAUAACAUUAAGAUUAAUUUGUCCAAACAAGCAUUUUUAGACUGCAUGCUUUUCUAAAUGGGUUAGAAACCAAGAGUAAUCAAAAACAGUCUUUUUUGAUGGCUUUUGGUGUACUUUUCCUAUUUAGAUAUUUUAAAAACAACUCAGUAAGUUUAUUUUGUUACACAGAAAUCAAGAGUUGGGAUUUUCAACGGAAAACCUAAAUACAUUGUUUUGUGCUCUGCAUCUUAGAUUGAUGUGUCAUAAUCUUAAUACUUAGUAAUAUUGUGCUUUAUUUUGUAAAAAUUCUUAUACAUUAAUUGUAAUUCUUUGCUAGCUUUGAAAUUAGGAUUAUCAGUGCAUUAUUUUUAAUUUUGAAAUGUUAAAUGUUAAGUUGUAUGUUACUGAGGUUGAAAUCACAGAUCUUAUUAAUAAACACAUUUUAAGGA
Molecule: messenger RNA, 2027 nt
Organism: Sciurus carolinensis (gray squirrel)
Lineage: Eukaryota; Metazoa; Chordata; Mammalia; Rodentia; Sciuridae
Gene: Ccdc34
Product: coiled-coil domain containing 34
Exons: 6
Coding region: 16-1245 (409 amino acids)
Source: RefSeq, a predicted model, not a curated record